CGAGAACCUGGACCCAAACAAACCUCUGCUCCAGGAUAAAGGUGAUGCCUCGGGGGUUGGACCUUCCUUCAGGCAGACAGCAGCCCAAAUAACCUGCACAGGUACCACUGGCUCGUGUUGAGGAUGUUUUUGUUGCAACAUCAGACCUCGAGGUAACCCCACGUCGUCUGUGCUGUGGUUUUCUUCUCCCCCUGGAGUUGAGAUGGUCCACUGGACCGUAUGUUGGAGGUCAUGCGUCUGGCUGCAGACUCUGCUGGCCUUGGCCCUCGCCAACUGUCCCUCACUGGCUCCCAGCCCCGUCAACUUCUCCGUGGUGUACACCAUGCCCUUCUUCCAGGCGCAGGGACCCAUCCAGAACAUAGUCAACAACUCAUUCUACCAGGAAGUAUAUUUGGCUUCUCAGAAUGUGAUCGAAGCCGUCAACAGGAGCUUGGAAAAGGUGUGGGAGCUACGCACCGGGCCAGUUGGAAGCCCAGAUUGUCAGAUAUGUGAUUUAUGUGACACUGAGAAGGAUAGCCACUUUCUAGAGGACACAAACAACCAGGUCCUGCUGUUGGAUACUCUCUUUAUGUAUUUAUAUUCUUGUGGAAGUUCUCAGUAUGGCGUAUGCUAUUUCCAUCAGCUGAAGCCUAACGGAAAACUGCCUUCAGUUUCGAAGUGUUUGUUCAGAAAGGAGUCUAACUCUGCAGCGUACUGUCCUGACUGUGUGGCGAGCCCUCUUGGUACUAAGGUCUCCAUGGUGGAGGAAGGUCAUACCGUCUACUUCUUUGUUGCUGCGUCUGUGAACGACAGUGUGACCCAGCGUUAUGGAAGGAAAUCCAUAUCGGUUCGCAGACCUCUGGCCACAGAAGAUGGUUUCUACGGCGACGUGCGCGGCCUGACUGUGCUGCCCAGCCUGAGAAAGACGUACCACAUUGAGUAUGUCUACAGCUUUUUUACUCAAGAGUUUGUCUACUUCCUCUCAGUCCAGAGAGAAAGCCCAGAUCAGGAGUCUUCACCAUUUCAGACUCGUCUGGGACGUCUCCCGCGGAGCGAAUGGGAGAUGAAGAGGUAUCGCGAGCUGAUCCUGGAGUGUCGGUUUGAACCAAAACGCAGAAGAAGGAACAUACCGAGCGAACCCUACAAGGAUAUUGUGUACAACGUGGUCCAGGCAGCGUAUUUUGGCAAAGCCGGCAGGGAGCUGGCGGAGGAGCUGGGGGCAGAGGAGGAAGAUGACAUCCUUUAUGGGGUGUUCGCUGUCACUGACGACAACGGGGUCACAGAGAAUGACUCGGCUCUGUGCGCCUUCCCCAUGGACAACGUCAAUAAAGCAAUUGUUGAUGGGGUGGAUGAUUGUUGUGAGUCAGGACCAGAGCAGCUCUCCAGAGGGAUCUGCCACUUCCAGUCCUGUGAGAGCUGUCCUCAUGAGAGCGUGGAGAACAACCCCCUGUGCAGAGACCACCCCACCAUGGUGUCCAAGCCCUACUACCGAGUGGAUCUCUUCAACAGGGAGAUGACCAACGUCCUGCUCACGUCUCUCCUGGUCACAACCAUAGAGAGCAAGACCGUUGCUCACAUCGGCACCUCCACUGGACGUCUGCUUCAGCUGGUAUUGACGAGAUCCAGCCCUGUUGUCUUUGCUAAUUACUCCCUGGUGGAGAAUCAGAGGGUGUCCCCCAUCGCUGCUGUGUACUCUUCAGAGUAUCUCCUGUUUGUGAUUGGAGACAAGAUGAUUCAGGUGCCUCAGCGAGGGCCGGGCUGUCAGCACUUCAUGACCUGUGCCGUGUGUCUGACGGCGCCAAAGUUCAUGGGCUGUGGCUGGUGCUCCGGAGUGUGUUCAUGGGAGAGUGAGUGCCAAAGACGCUGGAGAAAUGAAUCCUGCCCGCCUGAGAUCACCGGGUUUUUUCCGCGGGCCGCUCCCCCUGACGGUCAAACAGAGCUCACAGUUUGUGGAAGUGAGUUCCAGUCACCUUUAAGGCCCGCUAUCACUUCCAGGACCCACCAGGUCCGAGUAGGUCACACCGCCUGCACCCUGAUUCCCCUCAAGAGCAACAACAGCCAUUUAGUAUGUAAGAUUCGCUCUGGGACCACUAACCUGUCCAAACCAGUCGACAUCACGGUGGAAGUGCACGAGGGCAAGGUGGAAGGCCACUACGCUAUUGACGGGAAGGCCGAAAUUCCAGGCUUUGCAUUCGUGAUUCCCAACAUCUCAGAAAUCCAGCCGAAUUAUGGGCCCCGUGUGGGAGGAACGUUCAUCACAGUGACGGGGACUCACCUGGAUGCUGGAAAGACCAGAAGAGUCACUCUUAAUGAUGUGCCCUGCCCCAUAAAAAGUGUCACAGAUUCUGUGGGCAAUGUGUCAUCCAUCAUCUGUCUGUCCCAGCCCAUCUCAGAAGUGAGGGAUGUCCCGCUCAGUGUUUUCAUUGACAAGUCUCCUGUUCGCACGACAAAAGUGUUUUAUUACAAAGAAAACCCGAAGAUUACAGCGGUACUGCCGGAGUGCAGCUUUGACAGAGGUUCUAGGAUUGUGAUUGAAGGAGAGCACCUGGAUUCUGUUUACCGCACCAUAAUCCGCUUCAAACCCAAUGAAAGCCACUUGAAACCUGUGUUAAGGGAGUGCACAGGGAAGUCCCAGCCUAAACGGAUGGAGUGCAUCACCCCUGCAUUCCACCGGGAUGAGACUGAGGAAGGACAGCUGUCUUUUGAUAUGGACGGAGCUCUGGGCCUUUGGAACCAAGAGUUCUCCUAUCACCCUUAUGGCGAGCCCAUACCGUUUGAAACAGAAGGACGUGUACUAAGUUUGUACCCAGGGUUUGAUGAAGUCUCACUACAUCAUCAGAAGCUGAACCUGGUGAGCUCAUGCAUGUCCAUCGUUAUGACGGUGGCGGAUGUUGACUGUGAUGCUAAAGUCCUGGAUAACGAGAUAACCUGCAGGAUCCCCAAAAACAUAACCAUUCCCAGUGAGGGGCUGCCAGUGAAGAUCUCCAUCAAUGGGCAGGUUCACAACGUGGGCAUCGUGGUGAAGGUGAACAACCACUACAUGUUGGGAGUUUCUCUUGGAAUCCUGGCUGCUCUGGUGGCCGGAGCAGUGCUGGCUUUUGUUGUUAUGAAACACUUGAGGAAAAAGAAGAAAGCCUCGAUGGUAGAAGCUUUAGCCCACGGUGCUCUCCGCUCAGGUAUUAAUACAGUGGACAUGUCACCGAUCGGAGACUACAGAAGAGUAGGAGUCUCCCGGAGUCCGCCGACCCCGCCGGUCAGGCCGUUUCCCAGCCUGGGCUACACUGCAGGCACUAUAGAUCCAGCCCUUGCUCCCCUUAUGCCUGCAGAGAAGAUAUCCAUUUCCAGCUUUAGGCCAGAGUUGUUGGAGGAAGUGAAGGAUGUUCUUAUACCUGCUGAGAUGCUUAUAGUGCAACAUCAUCGGAUCAUAGGGAAGGGCCAUUUCGGAACAGUUUAUCAUGGUUACUUCACAGACUCGACCGACAAAGAAAUUCACUGUGCCGUCAAGUCCUUAAAUAGAAUAACAGAUGUUGAGGAGGUGGAGCAGUUUCUGAAGGAAGGCAUCAUAAUGAAGGGAUUCCACCACACCAACGUGCUGUCCCUGCUGGGCAUCCUCCUGCCGCAGGAAGGACUUCCUCUAGUGGUGCUGCCAUACAUGAAACAUGGAGAUCUGCGGCACUUCAUACGCUGCGAGAAGAGGAACCCCACUGUGAAGGAUCUCAUUGGCUUCGGGCUGCAGGUUGCUAAAGGAAUGGAGUAUUUGGCUCAGAAGAAAUUUGUGCACAGAGAUCUUGCUGCACGCAAUUGCAUGCUGGAUGAGUCCUACACAGUGAAAGUGGCAGAUUUUGGCAUGGCGAGAGAUGUUUUUGAUAAGGAAUAUUACAGUAUUCAGGACCACAGAAAAGCUAAACUUCCCGUCAAAUGGAUGGCAAUUGAGAGUCUGCAAACCCAGAAAUUCACUUCCAAAUCAGACGUGUGGUCCUUUGGUGUGUUGAUGUGGGAGAUGCUGACCAGAGGAGCCAGCCCCUACCCAGAGGUGGACCCAUAUGACAUAACACAUUACUUGAUGAAGGGCAGGAGGCUUCCCCAGCCGCAGUACUGCCCCGACCCGUUGUAUCAAAUCAUGCUGCAGUGCUGGGACCCUGAUCCGGAGCUGAGGCCCAGCUUCGCUACGUUAGUGCUGGCUGUUUCCACCAUCCAGUCAGGCUUGGAAGGAGAACACUACAUCAGUUUGAAUGUGACUUACGUGAAUCUGGACCAGCCACGGCCGUACCCUGCUCUCACGGAGUCCGCUGAUGAAUGUGACUCUACAGAUGUUGAAGACUCUGGCUCAGCUUCCUCCUGAUGCACCUUCCUAUGCUUUUGAUUUUAAACAGGUUCUGGGCUGUAAGUAAGAGCACAGAAAGAACUCUUCUAUGCCACACCAGUUUAUUUGACCUCAAAUUAUCUGAAUUACUUUCUCUUCUUGGAGUGGACGAAACUGACAGUAAGAUGCUUGUAGUGGUCCAAGACAGUACUCUACCUAAACAACACCU
This is a messenger RNA of Cololabis saira (Pacific saury), 4511 nucleotides long. RefSeq names its product macrophage stimulating 1 receptor b (gene mst1rb). The record is from RefSeq and is a predicted model, not a curated record. Gene Ontology annotation, molecular function: ATP binding; protein binding; transmembrane receptor protein tyrosine kinase activity. The coding region runs from base 203 to 4321 and encodes 1372 amino acids. NCBI's taxonomy places the organism in Eukaryota, Metazoa, Chordata, Actinopteri, Beloniformes, Belonidae. Gene Ontology annotation, biological process: multicellular organism development; positive regulation of kinase activity; cell surface receptor protein tyrosine kinase signaling pathway. The transcript is spliced from 21 exons. Gene Ontology annotation, cellular component: membrane; signaling receptor complex.